AUGCUACCUUCUAGAGGUGCUGGGAGGACUGAGCAGGAUAUCUGCAAAGUUGGAACAGAGAAAGAACAGGAGUAUCAGCUAACCCCAGGUCACCAAGCAGAAAAUGGGGGGGAUAUAGUGCAGCCAACAAGACCCUGUGACACUCUGACCAGCGAGGCAAACGUCCGGGCAGAUAAGAGGGAGCUGGCCCAUACGCUGAAGCAAUCUCAGGCGUUCCUGUUGACCACUGCAGCCAGGCAGCUGAGCAAACCCCGCCAGGGCUUCAUGAAGUGCCUAUUGGAAGUGGAGGAGGAAAAAGAGGCCACCCAUCCGAAGGCCGUGAAGACCCGGGUCCUACUAAACAAAAAGUCCUCCAGGCCCUGCUCCCGGGUACCCACCUCAGGCUCAAACCCCUCUCCACACCUCCCUCGAACCCAUGCAGUGGCCACAGCCAUGGCAGUGACUGCGUCCUGGGUCCAGAUGCCAGCCUCAGUGCUGGUCCCUUCUUCGGCGGGACCGGGGUCAGUACUGGAAGUGCAAAACCCCAUUAUGAAUGUGAACUGGAAGAAGACUGACUUCUUGCUCCAGAGCAGCGAAAAGAACUUGAAUUACACCAAGAUACCGUCUGAGCAGGAGGAGGAGUGCACCCUGGUGAAGUUCAUCCAGAAUUUGGAGAAAUUCGAGGAACAUCUGACCGCUAAGCAGGAGGAAGCCUUCCGAAGUUACUUUGAGAUCUUCAAAGGCCAUGGCGAGGUGGAUGCACAGAGCCUGGAGAACAUCCUGGUCCUCAUGGGUAUCCCCCAGAUGCCAACCCAGGUGGAAGCUGCCCUGAUAAGCGCUGACGUGGAUGGAGAUGGUCAUGUGACCUUCAAAGACUUCUUGACUGUGAUGACAGACAGCAAGCGCUUCUUCUCCUCUGUGGAACAGAAUGCCCUGGCGGACGUGGGUCCCUUGAACCCCUACACUCUGUUCUUUGAGAUCCUGUCUCUGCUGGUAGAAAUGCUGGCCUUACCUGAGGCAGCCUUAGAAGAGAUCACCAACUAUUACCAGAAAAAGCUGAAGGAAGGUACCACUAAUGCCCAAGAGACGGAAUCGAACAAUGGCCGACUUCAGUCCAGGAAGAAGAUUUCUUUGGCCUCACAGCAGGAAGAAACCCUUGUGGAAAUUCCAGAACGCAAGGUCCUCAGAAUCCUGAGCCAGCUGAAGCAACAGAACUAUGGUACUAACCCACAGAGUGCCUAUCCCCAGAUGUCCUGCAUUCCAUUCUGCCCAAAACUGAAUACAAAGACAGGCAACCGAAAGCAGAGUAACAAAGAUAUGCUGGAACAGUAUACCACUACCUACCUUGGCCGUGACAUCCGGAGCCUCCUCUUGCAAUCAGGCUCUCAAGGAAGCGGGGAAUACAGCUCUGAAGAUGCAAAGUGGCUCAGCUCUGUGCUGGCUCGGACCCACUGA
Suncus etruscus (white-toothed pygmy shrew) is the source of this 1434-nucleotide messenger RNA. RefSeq names its product spermatogenesis associated 21 (gene SPATA21). Bases 1 to 1434 code for a protein of 477 amino acids. The transcript has 10 exons. Lineage: Eukaryota; Metazoa; Chordata; Mammalia; Eulipotyphla; Soricidae. Gene Ontology annotation, molecular function: calcium ion binding. The record is from RefSeq and is a predicted model, not a curated record.